GACACUCCAGCCAGAACAUCACUCGUGCGCUCAGCCUCAUCUUUAACUCUACAUCUCCCAGAAUCAUGGAAUCUGCCAUUAAUGUGCUUGUCUCUGAGUUCAAGGCUUAUGCUGGGAAGGAAGGUUCAGCAAGUACUCUGAGUAAAGAAGAGUUUACAAGCUUGGUCAAAUCCCAGUUACCAAACUUUGUAAAGAAUUCAUCUGAUCCAGCCACCAUUGACCAUCUCAUGAGCUCAUUGGAUGCGAAUAAUGAUGGGCAGCUGACGUUCAUGGAGUUCUGGAAUCUGAUUGGCAAUGUUGCAAACAAGCAUGGUGGAUUCUAAGCCAAUCAAGAGACAUUGAAGUUGUACUUUUAAUUUUACCUUGUGACUUUCUGCUGUAAUUCUAUAACCUGUUGCACAGUUAAUGAUUGUCCUAAGCAGGUGAUGGCAAAUAAAAUAAAGCAUUGUUUCUCAAGGUAA
Messenger RNA from Danio rerio (zebrafish), 461 nucleotides. RefSeq names its product S100 calcium binding protein A11 (gene s100a11). Gene Ontology annotation, molecular function: calcium ion binding; transition metal ion binding. The record is from RefSeq and is marked validated. Lineage: Eukaryota; Metazoa; Chordata; Actinopteri; Cypriniformes; Danionidae.